AUGUACUUAAAUGCCCUACCUGUCACCAUACUGUUCCUAUGCACCCUGGCGUCAGUUGACAGCUCCCUCAAGAUCGGAGCUUUCAAUAUAAAAUGGCUGACCUGGUCCAAGGUCAAUGACCCGGAUGUGUUGAGAUCAUUGAAACUGAUUCUUCCGCGAUACGAUGUAGUGCUUAUACAAGAGGUCCGAGGUGACGCCGAUUCUAUAGCCGAGAAGCUGGUCCGUGAACUGAACUCCCAGCAAAAUGCGUCAGUUUAUGUUCCCCUAGUGAGCAGUAAAGUUGGGAGAACAAACUACAAGGAGCAAUAUAUAUUCCUCUACAGGUUGUAUUCUCUCAGCGUGAGAAGUGCCAGCCAUUUUGAUGAUGGCUCUGAGGAACUGGGUACCGACUUGUUUGAGCGGGAGCCGUACAUCCUGGUGGCCCACUCUGAUAACACACGGGUGAAGGAUUUUGCUAUCAUUGGUCUGCACGCUAAGCCUGAAGAUGUUAGUCAUGAGCUGGCCAGACUUGGGCAAGUUGUGGACGAUACCUGUCGGACAUACCGCAUCGAGAACGUGAUCAUAGCUGGAGAUCUGAAUGCUGAUUGUAGUUAUCUCAGCGCAUCGGCUCAGGCUGCGUCCCCACUGUUUACUAACUCUAGCUACACCUGGCUCAUUGACAGAGGGUCGGACACAACUGUGGGUGCAAAUACCUGUGCUUAUGACAGGUUCAUAAUUACGGGAUACCGAGUCAAUAGAUACCUGAUCUCAGGCAGCGUGCAAGCCUACAACUUCAGAGAAGCACAAAGCCUCACUGUAGAUCAGGCACAUGCUGUUAGUGACCAUUAUCCGAUUGAGAUGGAACUGGAGUGA
Messenger RNA from Liolophura sinensis, 852 nucleotides. Its product is annotated as deoxyribonuclease-1-like. Gene Ontology annotation, cellular component: nucleus. NCBI's taxonomy places the organism in Eukaryota, Metazoa, Mollusca, Polyplacophora, Chitonida, Chitonidae. The transcript is spliced from 8 exons. The record is from RefSeq and is a predicted model, not a curated record. Gene Ontology annotation, biological process: DNA catabolic process. Bases 1 to 852 code for a protein of 283 amino acids. Gene Ontology annotation, molecular function: deoxyribonuclease I activity; DNA binding.